AUGAGCUUGGUGUCGGACACCUGCUAUUUGGAACCGGAUGACGAAGGAAAGUCAUGGGCCAAGGUCGCGAGCAAUGUUCCAGAUCCCCCAAAGUGUAUCGAGACGUGUCGAGCCCGAUUUCUUGAGAGUGUAGUACCUGGCUUCGACAAGACGAGGUACCCCGAGGUGUGUAAAGCGCUGUCUAAUGGUCAAAAGGCGGCGGAAAGACUAUGGGAGGUAUAUUGCUGCGAUUCAGCAUCAUGCGGAGUCCAGCUGAAUGGGAACCUCGGCCAAGAUCCCAGUGUCAACUUCAUCAUCAAUACCUGUCAAAACCUUGGCUCCGGCAUCAUUCAAGACCCGGGUCCGCCGCCAGCCGGAUAUACCUGCCCCAUGUCAUCCGUCGGCGAGCCCAGUAAUCCGUGCCCGAAACCUUUCAUGAUGACCGAUGCAAGAGGUCCUGUCUCGAGCAAUACCAACUCUCUGGCGACACCUACUCCGGACUUUAUAACAAUCACAUCGUCUACGUCAAUCGUCACAGGUCAUCUCACACAGACCACAACAUCGACAAUGCAGACCACAGGCGCCAUGUCGAAUUCCAGUCACUAUGAAGAAGAUGGACACGCCGUUUUGCCGACGGGUGCCAAGGCGGCCAUAGGGGCUGCCUCUGGCAUAGCUUUCCUUGCGAUCCUGGCCUUUGCCAUAUGCCUCCUGCGCCGCCGGACACGCAGUCGAGAUACGACGAUCGAGAUCACGCACCAGGACGUACAGGAAGCCAGCCCACCCACUCCCUUGCUGCCGCCUUUGGGCUCGGCACAUGGAGCCAUCCAUGCUCCUCCACUAACGCCGCCGCCACGUCUCCAAGAGCGUAGACUACUUCCAGUCUCUCCCAGCCCGAGCAGACCAAGCAUCAUCAUCACCACUCCCAAAGCACCACUGGGCGCCGUCGUAGCGCAGGGAGGCCCUUUGUCAAAAUCCUCAGUCUCCUCCCUGACGUCCAGCAGACACUCGCCUGGGUUUGACCGCUCAACCAAGCCAUACUACCGCGUACCCCCGCCGGGCGACCUCGCAGGCGGCCCACAGGCCGGGAAGACGGCAAGCAUGAGCAGCGCUACGAGCGGACGCACAGCCACCACAGUAUCCAGCAUCUCGAGCUCGUUUCCGGCCCUUGCUCCGUUGUCGCCGACGCGCCCUGUCCGUCCCUGCGACAAGCUGCUCCGCAUACCAGAUCUUGUGUGUCCCGGCCCGCCACCCAACCGAUCGCUGCCUUCUCCACCGUCUCGGAGCCCCUCAGGACCUGCGGCUCUGUCCCGGGACCAGCAGCAGCACACGGAGAGUCGCAGCAGUGGCGAGCGCGUACCGCCGCGGCAAGCUGCUCCAGGGGUGAUUCCGAGGGAGGAACCGAAGCAUGUAUACAUUUCGACAAAGACUAGUACCCGAGAGUCGUUGGAGAGGGAUAGUUGGGGCAGCUGGGGAGCGCGGGGCGGCGGGGCGGGAAUCGGGGUGAGUUCGGCACAAAACGAGGAUGGAAGAAUGGACAGUCCUGUACUGGAAGGUGCGGAUCUGGAGAGGAUAGGCGGCAGAUACUGA
This is a messenger RNA of Colletotrichum graminicola M1.001, 1566 nucleotides long. RefSeq lists its product as uncharacterized. The transcript is spliced from 3 exons. Bases 1 to 1566 code for a protein of 521 amino acids. The record is from RefSeq and is a predicted model, not a curated record. NCBI's taxonomy places the organism in Eukaryota, Fungi, Ascomycota, Sordariomycetes, Glomerellales, Glomerellaceae.